UUAGUGUCAUCUAAUAUUAUUACAUUCUGUCUAUAAUUUUAUAAUAAUUUUAAAAAUAUGGAGAAAGACUGUAUGUAUUUAGUACAAGGAAGAAAUUCAUCUAUGAUGUUACAAAAAAUUUUGAUACUUAUUCAAAACCAGAUAACAAAGAAUGACACGGAGAGGUUACUGACUAUAAUCAAACAAUUUUUGUGUUUGUCUACAGAUGGAUUUUAUGUUCAAGAUCUGUACAAUAUUACCCAUGUUGUCGAUAUAUUAAUGGAGAAAAGUAAACAAGAAUCUGUAUAUAUUAAGCAUCUAGAUACGUUUUUAGAGAUAUGUUCAAUUCCACCUCUUUUAGUAAAAUCAAGUGAUAUUAUUAGAUAUGCUUUGGACAUACAAGAAUAUUUUUCCUGGUUAGGUUAUCUGCUGAUAUGGACAGAAGAUAAUGAACCCCUUCAGUUUAAAAUCACAAAUGUAUUACAUAAAUUACUGACUGUCGAUAAUCCCAACUUAAGACAGUAUUUGCAACUUGAAGUACGGAAAAAUAAAGCUCAAAAGAGUAAUCUUGUUGAUAUUUUUGGGGAAUUUCUGCAGUUCUGUAACGAUGCCGUCUAUAACGAACUUUUAAAAGUGGUUCUGAUUUUGUGCAACGGGUCUGCAUUAAUGUGUCAGAAAUUUUUAGCAAGACACAUUGUAAAUUCGCUUUUGACAAGACUAGAACCUAACUGGCGAGCCAGAUAUCCGAAUGAAAAACCAGGCAUGCCUAGGGGCGAUGAGAUACUGGAUAUCUCAAUAGUAGGAAAGAUAUUGCCUCUAGUUUUGGAAAAGGCGACCGCCCAAACUAUGAAAGCGCCUACAAGAUUUUCACUUUGGAGUUUACAAUGGACGUUUAGAUUAUUUUGUUUAAGGGAAGCAACCCGUUUAGAAAGAAAUAAUAUUCUGGCGAUACUAUUGAUGUUAAUGAACGUUUAUCCCGAUUUGUUAUCCGGAAAUUUAACAUUUUGUUACGAUAUCGCCAUGCUAGCUAUGGCACAGGACGUUAUUUUUUCUCCAAACCGAAUAACCGAAUGCCGUUUAACUCCAUGUAACGAAGACAUGUGCUGUAUGGCAUUAUUGUUAAUGUGCAUUUCAUUUUAUAGGCAUAUCCUGACAGGCCCAAAGGUUAUCGAGGAAUGCAGAAUAGUAAUGGGGUUAUUGAAAUUAAUAGGCAAACAGCAAGCAAUAAAAUGGAAACCAUUACAAUCACGAUAUUUAAUCAAUGUUUCUAUAAAUAUUUUACACAAUAUAGUGCCUAUAUCUACUGAAGAAUUUGUUGAAGAUGGUGGUCCUUUAAUAAUAUUGGAGCUAAUAAAUGAAGGAAGACAAUUUGCCUCAACGGCUAAUUAUCAAAUCAUACUGAGGAGUGUUGAACUUCUGUGCCAUUUCUGUUAUAAAUUUAAGAGCAUAUGCGAUUCAGUUGCAUAUAAUGGAGGUUUUAAUAUAAUAUUAUCAUUGUGCAACGAAUAUUUAGAAGCAAAUUAUCUUUCAAAAAACCACCAAGUUUUAAUAGCAGUAUCGAUUUGCCUCUUAGAACAAAUAUACCAUCCAGAAAAGGCAAGAGAGCUUUUACCUAUGAUUAUAAAAUAUAUGAAUAGGUAUAUAAAUCCAAAUCCGCAAGAUCCGGUGCAAGGGCAACGAAUUAUAAUUCUGACUUUAAGCCUUAUUUGGAAUAAAAUAGCAUGUUCUGAAUCGUUGAGUAAAGCAUUUAUUGAAAUGGACGGGAUAUAUUUACUAUUAGAUAUUGUUCAGAUGAGUUGCCUACCAACAAAAAUAGUUGCAUUGGGUGUCCUAAUCGAUUUAUGUGAAAUAACCGAAUGCGUUCCCUAUUUGAUAACAUGGAGACGAAAUGGACAAAGAAUUAAAUCUUUAUUACUGGACACAUUUCGCCAAGAAAAUACAGAACUCCAUGUUAAAGUUGAUCAAUAUGGAGCAAUUGUAGAUCCACUGAUACCAAUAAUGGGUGAGGUUCAGUAUUAUGAAACCAAUUGUCCAUGUAGAAAAUUUGUGGGAAAUCCGUCUAUAGCUGACUUAUUAAUUAGCUGUCGCCCAAAAGUGUAUUGCUUGUUGCAGAUAUUAGAAGUAAGACAACGAGACGUGGUGGAAACAACGGAUGAAUUUUAUAAAUUAUUUAAUGAAGAUCUGUCACGAGAAGAUCAGGUAACUUUAUUGGUAGCCGAAAACUUUUUGGCCUUAAAAUUGUCAGAAGAAUGGCAUGAAUUGGCUAAAGAAUUCGAAAAAUAUGAGAUAGAAGUUAUUCCAUCUGAUCAAGCUAUUAUUGAAUCGAUGUUAGAUGUUACUAAUCAAUGGGGAGGCAUAUUACAAAAAAUGCAACGUCAAAUUUUGGAUGAUUUUCAUAAGAAGGAUAAAAAAUUUGAAGAAUCAUUUUAUGACACUCUGAAGAAAAGUCGAUACCCAGAAGCAUGCGAAGCUCUCAAGCAAAUGAGAUAUAUAGCAAAAUGUUCUGAAAGAGUGUUUAGAUUGUCCGCUUAUUACGAUACACAGCAAAGAAUUGUUGAUAGUUUGCAAUAUAAUGAGGAGAAUGGCCAGUUUCAUCCGACUAAUUUUUUCGACGUGUUUGUCAGUUUUGUUAAAAACCAACAUGUCGUUGUACCUACUGACGUAGUAGAAGACGUAGUACCAUCUCUUGAAUUGCCUACUUUUGUAUCUCCGGCAAUAUCAUUGAGUAUAGAAGAUUUUAUGACCGAUGAAAGUUUUUCGGAUUUGGAUUAUCUGUGAAAAGAGAAGGAAUAUUUCAAUCAUUUUAUUUUCAACAGUAGAAAUAUACAUAUUAUAUCAUA
Molecule: messenger RNA, 2819 nt
Organism: Sitophilus oryzae (rice weevil)
Lineage: Eukaryota; Metazoa; Arthropoda; Insecta; Coleoptera; Curculionidae
Product: cilia- and flagella-associated protein 69-like
Exons: 15
Coding region: 58-2757 (899 amino acids)
Biological process (GO): positive regulation of flagellated sperm motility
Cellular component (GO): sperm midpiece; non-motile cilium
Source: RefSeq, a predicted model, not a curated record